CGGUGUUAUGUUCUCAAGCUUGACGGUAUCAGUCCGAGCUCAGCGGCUCACAGUUCCUGAACGCUGGUGCCAACGCCCGGCGAAACAGAAAGCUAACGUUAGCUAGCCGAUAUACGGAGAGAGACAUUGCAGCUCAAAUCAGAAUCAGAAAGCACAGAGAUGCAGACUAUCAAAUGUGUGGUGGUGGGAGAUGGAGCAGUGGGAAAAACCUGCCUAUUGAUUUCGUACACCACCAACAAAUUCCCCUCUGAAUAUGUACCCACAGUUUUCGACAACUAUGCAGUAACUGUUAUGAUUGGGGGUGAACCAUACACCCUUGGCUUAUUUGAUACAGCAGGUCAGGAGGAUUACGACCGGUUACGACCACUAAGCUACCCCCAGACAGAUGUCUUCUUAGUCUGUUUCUCCAGUGUUUCACCUUCCUCAUUCGAGAAUGUUAAAGAAAAGUGGGUCCCCGAAAUAACUCACCACUGCCCCAAGACCCCGUUCCUGUUGGUAGGCACUCAGAUCGAUCUGCGUGAUGACCCCUCUACAGUGGAAAAGCUAGCCAAGAACAAACAGAAGCCAAUCACCCCGGAGACAGCGGAAAAGCUGGCUCGUGACCUUAAGGCAGUGAAGUACGUGGAGUGCUCAGCCCUAACACAGCGGGGACUGAAGAACGUUUUUGAUGAGGCUAUCCUAGCCGCUUUAGAGCCCCCUGAAACUCAAAGAAAGAGAAAAUGCUGUUUGUUCUGAUGUCUUCUUGCAUCUUGCUUUGCCUCUCGGUCGUCUGCUGCUUACUCAUUGUAAAGAAACGUCUAUCACUUAAAAUCUCACAACGCUCUUUAAAACUUUGUGCCCAUUAACUCUUUUCCUUCUGUUCAUGCGUACUUUCUUUUCAACUUGGCCUAAUCACAAUUAUCCGUGCUGCCUGAUACAAAAAGAGUGCCAAUCUUUAGUUCUUGUUUCUGUUGUCAGCACCGCGUGUGCAAGUCUGUGAAAAUGGACAUGACUGCUUUGGUUUUUGUUGUUUAAUUUUUCAUUCUGUUAUUGUCUCAGUAUUGAGCUCUGCAGCAUCAGCUGUGCCCUACAAAGUAUUAAUGCCACAAUCUGUCUUUGACAGUAAUUACCCUUUUCCUACUGCAGCAAACCAUGGGCUUUGUCUUUACUCAGACAACUUGAUCAUGAGAGAGUCUUGUAUAAUGUUAUUUGAAUAAAGGAGAAUUUUGAUCGCCUUGCUCCAUUUCUACUCAGCCUUCUUUUGCAAUUAGUUCCCUGAAGAUAGUAAUUUGUAUUUGGAACACAGCCCUGUUUUGAAUAUUAAUAUUUUAUUUCCACAGAAAGGAUUAAAGAAUGUGUUUGAUGAGGCAAUACUGGCUGCCCUGGAGCCGCCUGAACCUAAGAAAAGACGUAAAUGUGUUCUGCUCUAAGUUUCCUCGCAGCCUUCUCCACACCAGUUUCCAAAUCUAGGUUAACAGUACUGAAGAGGUUUGUUGCACAAGCACAUUCCAACACGAGUGAAGAUAUUUGCUUUCUGACUGACUUAACCUAAAUGCAUAUACAAUGUGUUGAUAACGGUUUGAAGAUUGAGUAACAUUUGAUGCUGUUUGUGAUGAUUUGAAGCCACCGGAAGGGUCUUACGUGAUGUGAACACUGAAUACGUAUCAACUGUAGGUGACAUUAUUAAAUAACCUUUUGACCACAUUAUGUAAAGAGAUCAUUUUGUGUAAAAGGUAUUUUAAUAGAGUGUUUUUAUUAACUGCCCUGUAAACCACAAACAAGCUGAUGAGGGUGUGUUAGUGAGCCGCUCGAAUUAUAUCUCCGUAUAUUCUACUUCUGUGUUUUGUUAUCAAGUAAUUCCUUCAACUCUAUCAUUUAUAUACCAUAUGUUCAGCACUUGAAACACGACUGCAUGUGGUUUAACAGCAUUGACGUGAAAUGACUAGCUUUCCAAACAUUUCUUUGAGAAUUAUGCAUUUCUCAAAGGGUUAACAAGUUGCAGUAUUUUAACUUUUUUAUUUAGGAUUUCAUGCUCAAUGUCAACAUACCCUCCAGGCGUAUCCAAUAAAUAUUUGACAGUAUGACAUUUCUAGGCUAUGCUCCCGUCAGAGUUUGCCAAAACAUAACCUGAUAAAUUGACACUUGUCUUAGUAGAGUUCUGCAAAUUCUGACAUGGCAAUGGAAAAUGUUUGGAGUUUUAAUUCUAAGUUUGAAAUACAAACAUGCAAGAAGUUGGAGCACAAUAAUUCCCAGUCAUUGUUUUUUUUCUGUGUGGCAGACGCGAGUUAACCAGGUGAUGUGUGUCUUGAACGUUUAUCUGAAGUUACAUUGGCUGAACUUUGUCGGAGCAUCCAGCCUAUAACCCUAAACUGAUGAACCAUUUUGUAAACUCAUCAUACUUGCUGCUGAAGUCAGAUAGUAACACAUUGUGAAUGCUCUUACUAAAUGCUAUAGUUUGAAACCCUGUGAAGAUUUUCGAGUGACUGAACUAGCUCUAUUUGCAUUUGUCUUUUACUAUAACCAUGCCUUUAUGAUGGGCUUGAAUUUGAUUUGUAAAUAUAGUGAGAGUAACUCAUAACUUAUUGACUGAAUACAUGUGUGCGUUACCGAUGCAGAUACUUAAGAGACGCUGAGAUCACGCUGAUUUCAAACAACCAGGGAAAUGUUGAGAGAACAAGUUGCUUUGACCCUUUGGUUUUUAAUCAAGUUGACAUCAAAGUUGUAUCUUGCUUGUAAAGCAUCACAAUAAACCAGUAUUAUGAAUAAACCUAACUUCAAAUAUUA
This is a messenger RNA of Eleginops maclovinus (Patagonian blennie), 2763 nucleotides long. RefSeq names its product cell division control protein 42 homolog. Gene Ontology annotation, cellular component: dendritic spine. The record is from RefSeq and is a predicted model, not a curated record. The transcript has 6 exons. Bases 160 to 735 code for a protein of 191 amino acids. Lineage: Eukaryota; Metazoa; Chordata; Actinopteri; Perciformes; Eleginopidae. Gene Ontology annotation, biological process: endocytosis; establishment or maintenance of cell polarity; Cdc42 protein signal transduction. Gene Ontology annotation, molecular function: protein kinase binding; GTPase activity; GTP binding.